This is a messenger RNA of Pyrgilauda ruficollis (rufous-necked snowfinch), 3093 nucleotides long. It is a transcript of the gene DNA2, whose product is annotated as DNA replication helicase/nuclease 2. The transcript has 21 exons. The record is from RefSeq and is a predicted model, not a curated record. Gene Ontology annotation, biological process: replication fork reversal. The coding region runs from base 1 to 3093 and encodes 1030 amino acids. Gene Ontology annotation, cellular component: cytoplasm. Gene Ontology annotation, molecular function: 5'-flap endonuclease activity; single-stranded DNA helicase activity. NCBI's taxonomy places the organism in Eukaryota, Metazoa, Chordata, Aves, Passeriformes, Passeridae.
AUGGCCGAGAGUUUUCAGAAGAAAGUGGCUGACUCACCUGAUACCAUCCUGAAGAAUGGGCUGAACAACAGAUACCGUGUGCUGGAGGUCAAUGUAAUACAGAGAAAUGGAAGUGACCCUGAGAAACACUUGACAAUUUCAGCCUCCCCCUCACUGGAAGAUACAGAGCUGUGCAUCCUUAGGAAUGGCUGGGAGUCUGUCCCAGUGGUUCCAGGGGACAUUGUUCAUUUGGAAGGGGAGUGCAGCUCUGGCACCUGGCUCAUCAAUGCCCAGAGUGGAUACCUGGUCCUGUACCCAGACCUGCUGCUCUCGGGCACCACCAUCUCCAGCAGCAUUCGCUGCAUGAGGAGGGCAGUGCUGAGUGAACGCUUCAGGGGCUCCGAGUCGGGUUCGCCCCAAAUGCUCGUUGGGACAAUUCUUCAUGACAUCUUCCAGCAAUCAGUCACCAAUAACUUGACACAAGAAAAGGUGCAAGAACUAGCAAAUAAAAUUGUGUAUGGACAAAAGUACCUCAAAGAAAUGUAUGUCUUAAAUCUGAAACAAGCACAAAUAAUGCAAGAAGUAGAAGAAUAUUUGCCAUCAUUUUUUAAGUGGGCAGAAGACUUCAUACACAAUCCUGCAAACCAAAACAAAAUGCAACUAAAACUGUCAAAUGAUGGAAAAACAGAAGAUGUAUCUUCUAAGAUAGAGGUUGUAGAUAUCUUGGACAUUGAAGAGAAUAUCUGGUCUCCCAGGUUUGGGUUGAAGGGAAAGAUUGAUGUUACAGCCAGGGUGAAAAUCCAUUGCCAGUCAGGAGUACAGUCUCGGAUAAUGCCUUUAGAGCUCAAGUCUGGCAAGGAAUCAAACUCCAUAGAGCACAGAAGUCAGGUUAUUCUCUACACUUUGCUGAAUUUAGAGCGGAGAGUGGAUCCUGAAGCUGGAUUUCUGCUUUAUCUAAAAACUGGUACAAUGUAUCCUGUUUCAGGAGCUCGCAUGGACCGAAGAGAAUUAAUGAAAUUAAGAAAUCAUGUUGCCUUCUACUUGACACACAGUACAUAUAAAUCCGAUGUGGGAAGGCAGAAUUCACAGCUUGCUGCUUUGCCUCCUGUGAUUGAUGACAGUCAAACAUGUAAAUAUUGCUCCCAAAUGCACAACUGCUUUCUAUACAGCAGAGCUGUGGAGCAGAAGAUGGCCAGUGUGGCCUUUCCUCCUGCUUUGGUGCCUGUCAUUGACAGAGAGACCCAGCACCUGAAACCCUCCCACUUGGAGUAUUUCAGCCUCUGGUAUCUGAUGUUAACCUUGGAGCUACAAAGUGGAGAGCAUAAAAAAGGAAAUAAAAAUAUAUGGAUGACACCUUCUUUGGAAAGAGAGAAGGCUGGAGAUUGUGUUGGAAACAUGGUCAGAAUUGAUGAAGUCCAUGAAGUUUCUGAGGGACAGUUUCUACAUUUUUUCCAGCGUAGAAAUGGUGCCUUAUCUGGGACAAACCUGUUGGUUGGUGAUCGAGUGGUUGUGAGUGGAGAGGAAAAAGGUUUACUUGGUUUGGCUGCUGGCUAUGUUAGAGAAGUCAGUGGAACAAAAGUCUCCUGUUUGUUGGGCAGGAAUUUGUCAAACCUCCCCAAGAACACUGUAUUUAGAUUGGAUCAUGAUGAAGGAGAUGUUGGUACAGGAGUCCCUUUUAAAAAUCUUUCUAAAUUGAUGAAAGAUUGCCCAGUCAGUGAAAGGCUCCGCAACUUGAUAAUUGACUUCCAGAAACCACGUUUCAUUCAGCAUUUGAGCUCUGUCCUUCCUCCUGAAGCAAAGGAAACUGUUGCAAAUAUUUUAAAGGGUCUAAAUAAGCCUCAGAAACAGGCAAUGAAACAAGUGCUGCUUUCAAAAGACUACACACUUAUUGUGGGUAUGCCUGGAACAGGAAAAACGACUACAAUAUGUGCUCUAGUGAGAAUUCUUUCUGCCUGUGGCUUUAGUGUCCUUUUGACCAGUUUUACACACACGGCUGUGGACAAUGUCCUGCUGAAGUUGGCCAAAUUCAAAGUUGGUUUCUUGCGCUUGGGGCAAGCUCAGAAGGUUCAUCCAGAUAUUCAGAAAUAUACAGAAGAAGAAAUCUGCAGGUCCAGAUCAAUUAAGUCUGUAACAGAUUUGGAAGAGGUCUAUAAUAGUCAGCCAGUGGUAGCAACGUCUUGCAUGGGAGUAAAUCACCCCAUCUUUGCUCAGAAGCAAUUUGACUUCUGUAUUGUUGAUGAAGCUUCCCAAAUCAGCCAGCUUGUCUGCCUGGGCCCACUGUUCUGCUCCAAAAGGUUUGUGCUGGUGGGGGAUCAUCAGCAGCUGCCUCCACUUGUGCUGAAUGCAGAAGCAAGAGAUCUUGGCAUGAGUGAAAGCUUAUUUAAAAGGCUGGAACAAAACCAAAAUGCUGUUGUCCAAUUAACUGUGCAAUACAGAAUGAAUAGUAAGAUUAUGUCAUUGAGUAACAUGCUGGUAUAUGAAGGCAAACUGGAAUGUGGCUCAGAGAAGGUGUCAAAUGCCACUGUUAACUUGCCCAACCUAAAGAAAUUGAAACUGGACCUUGGGGAUGCUUCAAAAACGUGGCUGAAAGAAGUCCUUGAUCCAGACACACCUGUGUGUUUUCUGAACACAGAAAAGGUCCCAGCACCAGAACAUGCAGAAAAAGGUGGCAUAAGCAAUGUGACAGAAGCUAAAAUAGUGCUUUUCCUCACAUCCUUAUUUAUUAAGGCUGGCUGUAAGCCCUCAGACAUUGGCAUUAUAUCACCCUACAGACAUCAGUUAAAAACAAUCACUGACUUGAUGGCAAAAUGGAAGGAGAACAGAGUGGAAGUUAACACAGUUGACAAAUACCAAGGAAGAGACAAAAGUAUCAUAAUUGUGUCUUUUGUUAGGAGCAGUAUUGAUGAAAAUCUUGGCACCCUGCUGAAGGACUGGCGCCGCCUGAACGUUGCCAUCACCAGAGCCAAGCACAAGCUGGUCAUGGUGGGCUGUGUUCCAUCCCUGUGCUGCUAUCCUCCCCUGGAGAAGCUCCUCUGCCAUUUGCAGUCCCAGGCAAUGAUCUUGAAUCUUCCAGCCGGGGCUCAUGAAAGUAUCCACAAGUGCAACAUCUUGUGA